Danaus plexippus (monarch butterfly) is the source of this 1857-nucleotide messenger RNA. RefSeq names its product probable G-protein coupled receptor No9. The transcript has 2 exons. Gene Ontology annotation, cellular component: membrane. Gene Ontology annotation, biological process: adenylate cyclase-activating adrenergic receptor signaling pathway. Gene Ontology annotation, molecular function: G protein-coupled receptor activity. The coding region runs from base 222 to 1628 and encodes 468 amino acids. NCBI's taxonomy places the organism in Eukaryota, Metazoa, Arthropoda, Insecta, Lepidoptera, Nymphalidae. The record is from RefSeq and is a predicted model, not a curated record.
CUGCGAUACGACCCGCUCAAAUAACCAGUUGUCAACGGACAGCCUUACGAGAAAGACGCGGCCGCUAAGACCAGCGUGUUCUCAAAACUUCACGCAACUUUAUUGCAGUUCCGAGCGAACUAAGUGUUAGAUUGCUUGCAAAGUGCUUUAGUACUAGUGAUGACAUUUGUUUGGAACGUUAGUUGUUUUUGUCUCCUGGACGAACGUUAAAGUCAGAGGGGAUGGAAGCGAAGCACCGGCUCGUUGAGGAGGUGGUGCUCCUUGUUCUGUUUCUGGUAUCGACGGCCAGCAAUUCUUUGGCCCUCUUGGUUUUCUGUCGUCGACCCGGACUAAGGACUAUUUCUAAUCGGUUUGUCAUUAAUCUACUGGCGACAAAUUUGGUGACGACCUCCCUUCUUGCGCCCGCGCUGUCUGGCGAGUACUUUGCAAGGGAGGGAGGCAAUUGGAUAGAAGCUGGUGAUGUUGCGGCUUCGGCCUGCAGUUUGGCUGCGCUCUUGGCGGUCAUGCUGAUUGCUCUGGACCAACAUCAUGCCAUCACUGACCCUCUCCGGUGCCACACUCGCUUGCUCCAACGCCGCCCAGCAGCUUUAUGCGCAGCUACUUGGCUCGCUGCAGGUUUAGCAGCAACGAUUCGUGCUACCAUUGUAGUAUUCCACCAUUAUUAUCCGCAAGAACUAAUUGUGCAAAGAGUGGAGCUUUCUUACUAUGUCGUGUACUUCAUCGCUGGUGUUCUCCCUCCAGUGGCAACAGUUUGCGUCAUGUACACAAGAAUAUAUCGUGCGGCUCGGUCUUCUGGCUUAAGAGCGAGGGCACAUGGAGCCAGUGCUCUACAACUUCACGAACCGGCAAUCAAUUUACCAGACUUGGUCGAAGAAGGCGAAGGUCUUACUUUAAAAAUUGAUGCUCCUGACAACGUCGCUGAAAGUAACCGCAAAUUUGGACCGUUUUUGCUUCCUCCCGAACGACCUGCCCGAUGCCCCUCCGUGGCGAGCUUGCGAAAUGCAAGGAAAGAGGGCAAAUCGAGUGAGGAUCUACGAAAAUGUUUACCAUCGGUUAGCUCCGCUCCGUCUCUGGCUGCGCCAUUAUUAUCUGUUCCACCUCGACCGAUUGCAACACCGAGCUGUUCAAGAAUAUCGUCUAUUAGGUGUAGAAUUUCUAACGCUUCUUUAUUUAGAUAUAGAGAAGAAUCUCGUGCUGCUCGAGUUGGACUAUUGACGGGUGCACUAGUUAUGUUGCAUUUGCCACACGCAUUGGCAGCUUUUGUGUCGGCCGUAGUGCCAGGAUUAGCAGUGAGCGUUCGAACUCCAGCGCUUGCUUUACUAUUGCUCGCUUCAGCGGUAUCUCCUUUUCUUUUUGCUCUGCGUUCACGACGGGUACAGCGUGAAGCACGGCGUAUGUUUCUACGAGAAAAGAGCCCGUGGGAUCGCGUAGCGGGUGCAGCGUCGUCAGCGGCUGCUGAUGGACAGCGUGCUCGUGCUGCUUUAGAUUUGCUGCGAACGUUGACACCGGGAGUUGAUGAAGUGGAGAAUGCAGAUCGUGGUACGGCACCUGAAACUGGAAGCGAAGUGUACCGCAGCUCCUUCAGCUCUGGUGGUAGCACACAGCUGUCAUCUGCUUCAGAAGAGUGACACACUCUCUGGCGCCCAUCGAAGUCUUCGAAGGUGCGCUUCACUACCCGACCCACCGCUGUUUUCAUCUGUGAUACUAGUAUAAGAGGACCAGCGCUCGGCGCGACCGUCAGACUGAUAUAGUGUAAGAUAAUUUAUUAGUAAGUCCAUGUACCUUUCCGCUGAGCGGACAAAUUUUAUUACCUGACAUUAAUGUAUUGAAGAAAAAUAAAAAUCAUAUUAUAAUACA